This is a messenger RNA of Cheilinus undulatus (humphead wrasse), 4112 nucleotides long. Its product is annotated as polypeptide N-acetylgalactosaminyltransferase 5. Bases 474 to 2930 code for a protein of 818 amino acids. The record is from RefSeq and is a predicted model, not a curated record. Gene Ontology annotation, cellular component: Golgi apparatus. NCBI's taxonomy places the organism in Eukaryota, Metazoa, Chordata, Actinopteri, Labriformes, Labridae. The transcript is spliced from 10 exons.
GGCAGAAACUUCCCUGCCAAUCUGUCCAAUCAGAGUUUACUGACAAGGUGGAAGUUUGUUGCUACGUCCUCAUACAAAUCCGUGUGUCAGUAAAAGUUAUGACGAGGAGAUCCAUCAAAGAGCCGAGUACUGUAGCUGCGUUUCUUGAAGGAAUUCGGUGAACUUUUGCGGUUGAAACAUGGUGUCCUCUGGAGGUUGGAGAUGACGGGAGAGACACGGUUGGUAUGGGAGAAUAAGUGAACAUUGUAACCUCUGUGGUGGGCUACAGGAGUCCGAGCCUGCUUUAUUUCUGACUGACAACACCGCUGCCACUGCUGCUCUGUGUAAUACUGCUAAGCAUGCCACGCAGGCAGCUCACUUCUCCAAAGAAAAGAAAACUUUUCAUACGACUCCGGGGUGGCCCAUGCUGUCACGUUAAUGUAGUUUGACGUUUUUGGUAGUUUUACGAAGAUUUUCUGUUUUAAAACGUGAUAAUGAUGAAGGUGAGGAGAUACUUUAGGGGGAGUGGGAGGGUCCUUGCAUUUGUGUUCAUUGCUUCUGUCAUAUGGCUGCUGUUAGACAUGGCUGCUCUCCGCAUUACUGUAGACCAGGAGGAUAUCAAGCUAGUUAAGGAAAAACUGAAAAGAGAAAGGCAGCAAACCAGGGUGACACAACCCAUAAAAGAACCCUUCAAACACCCACUUCAGAGGGUGGACUCGGCUACACAAGCACCACUAGCUAAAGUCUACAGACAUGGUAGGAUUUUUGACCAAAAUAUUGGGGACAGUAAUGUUAACCGCAAAGGAGAUUCUCUCCCAAAGACUGACAAACCUAAACACAUCGCUUUAGACCAAAAAGAAAAAGUGCUGAAUGUUGCACCAAAGCAGGGUGAUCAUGCAAAGAAAGAAGCUGUUAACCUGGAUCUAAAUGGGGUGAAAAUAGAGGAUAAAAGAGGUUUAAAUGUGUCUAAUAAAAUUGUGCACUCAAAUAAAACCAAAGUGCCACAUGGCAUUCAGGAAAUUAAACAUACCCCACAACCAAAAACAGAAAAGGCACCCAUUAAAAAAGAGGAUGUUGUAAAAAUCCCUGAGAACAAAGUGGACUCAAAGAAAAACGUAGAAGUCAAAGAAGACCCUAAAAUCAAAAAUGGCACCAAAGAGACUCAACAUGAGGAGGAGGAUUUACAUCCUGGUAAAGCGGCAAGUCAACCUCCAAAAGAGGAUACGAAAGAAAAAGACAAACUUAAAAUAGGGGAUGAACAGGUUCACAAGGUGGCAAAAGGUGAACCGCCGGCUGUGAAGGAACUCCCAAAACCUGCACUCAAGGUCCAAGCACAAAAGAAACCCAAAGAGGAAGCCAAUGCUGUCAAAGAUACUGGAGUUCAUAAAGUGCUCUCUCUGGAUGCCACUAACGCCCCCAGAGAUCCUAAAGCAAUGGGCCAGUUUGGUCAGGCAGCAAAUGUUGCCCGUAGUGAGGAGUCAGAGGUGAGGAGGAGAUGGGAUGAAGGACACUUCAAUGUUUACCUUAGUGACAAGAUCCCGCUGGACCGAGCCAUCCCAGACACCAGGCCUAAGAUGUGUAAGCAGAAUCUUGUCCACAAUGACUUGCCGUCCACCAGUGUGAUUUUCUGUUUCGUGGAUGAAGUGUGGUCCACACUCCUCCGCUCUGUGCACAGUGUGCUCAACAGAUCUCCACCACACCUCCUCAAGGAGAUCAUUCUGGUGGAUGACUUCAGCACCAAAGAGUAUCUGAAGGAGAAGCUGGAUAAGUACAUGUCCAAGUUUCCUAAAGUGCGAAUCAUUCGUCUGAAGGAGCGUCAGGGCCUGAUCAGGGCCCGGAUGGCUGGAGCAGCUGUAGCCAAAGGUGAAGUCCUUACCUUCCUUGACUCCCAUGUUGAAUGUAACGUGGGCUGGCUGGAGCCACUGCUGGAGAGAGUCUACCUGGAUCGCAGGAAGGUGCCCUGCCCUGUUAUUGAAGUCAUCAGUGACAAAGACAUGAGUUACAUGCUGGUUGACAACUUCCAAAGAGGUAUUUUCAGAUGGCCUCUGGUGUUUGGCUGGAGCCCAUUACCAGAGGAAUACAUAAAGAAGAACAACAUGACCAUUGCAGAUCCCAUCAGAUGUCCAGUCAUGGCUGGAGGCCUCUUCUCCAUAGACAAAAAAUACUUCUAUGAGCUUGGCGCUUAUGACCCAGGCCUGGAUGUUUGGGGCGGAGAGAACAUGGAGAUUUCAUUUAAGAUCUGGAUGUGCGGAGGGGAAAUCGAGAUCAUCCCCUGCUCUCGAGUGGGACACAUCUUCCGAGGACAGAAUCCCUACAAAUUUCCCAAAAACAGGCAGAAGACCGUGGAGCGUAAUCUGGCCAGGGUGGCCGAGGUCUGGCUGGAUGAGUACAAGGAUCUUUUCUACGGUCAUGGCUACCACCACCUGCUGGAUAAUAAAAACAUCAACAUUGGGAACCUCACAGAGCAGAUUGAGCUGAGGAAGAGGCUGAAGUGCAAGAGCUUCAAGUGGUACCUGGAUAACGUGUAUCCAGAUAUGGAGGCUCCAUUAGCGAAAGCUGAAGGCCUGGUCUUUAACCGGGGCUUAAGAAAAUGCCUCUCUGUGCAGGAAGGCUCUGCGUCAUUUGAGAUUUGUGAUCUGAACAAGCAGAGUCAACACUUCAAUUACACCUGGAUAAAGCAAAUUCGACACCAGGACCUCUGCAUAGCAGCUCAGUUCAACAACAACAGCUUUGCUCUACAACCCUGUGACAGCAAAAAGCCUGAACUCCGCUGGUUCCACAAAUCCUCCAAGGCCGCUCUGGGGGAGCACCUCAUCGCAGAGUUUACUUCCCUCCACAUGUGCCUGGAGUCGAGGCCUAAGGGUGACAGUUUUCAGCUCAGCCCGUGUGAUCCUGCCAACCCCUUCCAAAAGUGGCAGUUCACACACUACAACACUCUCCCAUUGGGCUGAAGUGAGUUUAGUGUGCACCUUAGGGACUCUAAACACUAAACUAAACACCUCUGUCUGGAGAAGCUGAGGUAUUGAGGUGUGGUGGGAAGCAAAAAGGUGUGGGGAUGUGCAAUGAUUCUAAUGUCCUGACUUUUAAGUUUAAACCUUUAUGCCAAAGACAAUGGAGCAUCUUUAACUAUGCAAAUAUUUGGACUUAAGUUUGCUAGUUUUUGCAAGAGGUGCUCCACACUGGCAUACAGAAAAAAAUUAGGAUGUACAGUGAAUGUCAGAAGCUUUUUCACAUAUGCACUCCUGAAGAUUACCAGACAGCCUUCUGUUGAAGUCCCCCUAAAUUGUUCGUCCCUCAUGGCUUGAAGUUUUCCUGCUCAGAUGGGGAGGGGUAUUAGAAUUCCUAGAUGGUGGACGAGGGAACAGAGUCAGGCACUAUUUUGACAGUUUUUUACCUUUAUGAGAAAGCUAUGUGUGACUGGAUGCAAUUUACAGUGGGACAAAGAUGCCAGCAAACAGAAGAAUGUCACAGAGUCACUUGUGGCACCAAUUGCCCACCUGCUGGUGAAUUUUGUUAGUAUUUCUGCUGCCUUCACACAUCAGCUAACCCAGAAUUCAUGCACAAAAUUUGGUAGCACUUUAUUUUAGUGGGCCCUUUAUUUUACCUAGUAAUUUUAUAGUAAUAAGGGGUAAUUAUCUAGUAACUGCUCAAGAUUAAGGUGGUAAAUACCUAGUAAUAAGACAUUUUACUAUUUAAUAACUCUGUAAUAUUUAGGAAGUAUUUACCUAGUAAUAAUGAUAAUAAUAAUAAUAAUCUAAUAUAAAGAAAACUCUCGUAAUAUUAUAGCAAUUCCCUGAUAAUUGGGUGGGUUUUUUAACCCUUACCCCCUACCCUGACCCAACCCUCGUAAUAUUGUUUUGCAGUUGGAUGGUACUUUACCGUAAGCCCUACCCCUUAACUUAACCCAGUGUUAAUUUCGUCGACUAAAACUAUGACUAAAAAUGUUGAUCGACAUCCACGUGAAAAGACGAGACUAAGACUUGCUAAAACUACAUCUAUGAUGAAUAAAACUUACUAAAAGUAAGUUUAGUUUUCGUCAAAAUGACUAAAACUAGACUAAAAUGUGAUUUAGUUUUCAUCGGACAUUCAAAAUCCAUGAUAUUUCUCCACCUUGGGUAAAUCUGUCAAUAUAC